AUGAUGGACUCUUCAGUCAACUACACAUUCCAGCCUACCCGAAGAGAAAGCAAAGACGCACUCCUGGUGCACGGUGGCGGUUACAAGGCUAUGUCACACCGCAAUUCAGAGACAGGCACGUCGGUGAACAUGUUCCGUAGAGUUCUCGGCGCCUUUGGGUUCCCGACCGCACAAGGUUUCGAAUCCGUAGCAUGGUCGAUGCGAUGGCCCGAGCAUGACUGUGCAAACAUCUUCGACAUGGCUCCUGCGCCACCCCCCGCCAUCCGCUGCUUCAACAUCACGCAUCUGAGCCUCGGUCACUUCGACUUUGGCCACGGUUUUCCCCUGGAUACCUACACAUGCAUCAACUUCUCCAGCAUACGCCGGCUCGAACUGGAUGACUGCCAGCUGCUACCCCGCUUCCUCAGACACUUCAUGGCUACUGACGUCAGUCUUCAGAAGCUGGACGUGCAGAACUGGGACUACGCUGAAGAGCUUUGGGAGGAGAAUCCCAACGGUCUUGAGGCGUUUCUCGCUUCAUUCUCGACCCUGAAAGACCUCAAAGUCGUCUCGCUCAACCCUUGGCAGCCGGACUUGGCUCGGAUGAUCUCCAGCCAUUCCGACCUGGAGUCAUGUGAUCUGAGCUUUGGGGCGAACUCUCUCAACGUAGGUAUGCUGAAGAAAAUCUUGGCUAUCCGUCCCAACCUCAAGCGGCUGGGAUUUCGACACUUAAUGUUUGGACUACCAUGGAAGCACGACGGCUUCGCUGGGAAGAUACAUGGCGUUACCGGAGCGCAGAUCACCGGCUUCGACAACCGUUUUGCCGCCUACGCCGAGGUUUUGGCAAACUUCUCUGAGCUGGAAACGGUCGUUGCGUACUUCGAGCCGUUUGAGAGCGAUGGUGGCUCUUCCAAGGAAGGCCCAGGAGGCGACAAUCCUCCUGACGACCCCAUGUAUCAACGUCUCUCGGAUCGUAUUCUGCAAGAGAUCCGCAGGGUAGCCAGUAAGAACGGUUUGGGAGAGUCGAAGGUUGCAACCAUGGUCCUGCACGACAAGGCUCUCGCAGGUGAGGCUCUCCUCGGUGAAGAGGAUGUAGUUGAUCAGAACUACUAUGAGAGGGAAUAUAAGUACAAGAGCGGUACUAGUAGCAAGAUGAGCUUCCUUGCAUAG
Alternaria ethzedia is the source of this 1149-nucleotide messenger RNA. RefSeq lists its product as uncharacterized. The transcript has a single exon. Bases 1 to 1149 code for a protein of 382 amino acids. The record is from RefSeq and is a predicted model, not a curated record. Lineage: Eukaryota; Fungi; Ascomycota; Dothideomycetes; Pleosporales; Pleosporaceae.